UUUUAGAAAAUACGAGAAAACCCGACCCGAAUUUCAUUUUAUCCGAAGCCCAGCCCACCAAAACUCAAACCCGUAUCUCAAGUCUCAACAGCCCAAAAACCCAAACCCGUAUCCCACAUUCCUGCAAAAUUUCUCACCUCCACUCCAUCCAUCCAACUCGCCGUCCAUUUCCAUCGGAGAAGCCACCGCUAAUUUCUCCGGCGACCGGCGUGGCUCAACCAAUUUGUGGAGAAGCUAUACCGUAGUGACUGUAUACCCGAUAGCAACAACGCCGAUGAUUCCACCCGCGUCGGCGAACCCGGCGUUAGAUGCCGGUGCGCCUCCGCCACCACAGAUGGUGGCUCCACCUCCUCCGGGUACAGACAUGACCGGAAUCUGCUUCCGCGAUCAGCUGUGGCUCAACACUUACCCACUUGACCGAAACCUAGUUUUUGAUUACUUCGCUCUCUCCCCAUUCUACGAUUACUCGUGCAAUAACGAGCAGCUUCGUCUCCGCGCAACUCACCCCCUCGAUCUCUCCCACCUCUCGAAGAUGACCGGAAUAGAGUACUCGUUGAGUGAAGUGUUGGAGCCGCAUUUGUUCGUAUUCAGAAAGCAAAAACGGGAUGGCCCCGAGAAAGUGACACCUAUGCUAACUUACUACGUCUUGGAUGGAUCAAUAUACCAAGCCCCCCAGCUUUGCAACGUAUUUGCGUCUCGAGUUGGACGCGCGUUGUACCAUAUAUCCAAGGCUUUUAAUACUGCAGCUUCAAAGUUGGAGAAAAUCGGAUAUGGUAUAUUCCAAUUUUAGUAAAUUAUUUACCUUUUUUCUCCUUUGACCUAAGUGAUGUGCGCAGUGCGCCUACACGAGUACGUACGAUUAAUUAAGAAAAUGAGUUGGUGCUUGAUAUACGAUUGCAUAACAAUCUACUUGUGCUAUAUUAUCUUGCAGCACAUCUAACUAAUCGAAGC
Molecule: messenger RNA, 951 nt
Organism: Erythranthe guttata (spotted monkey flower)
Lineage: Eukaryota; Viridiplantae; Streptophyta; Magnoliopsida; Lamiales; Phrymaceae
Source: RefSeq, a predicted model, not a curated record